Messenger RNA from Zygotorulaspora mrakii, 2100 nucleotides. RefSeq names its product chromatin-binding protein BDF1 (gene BDF1). Gene Ontology annotation, biological process: regulation of DNA-templated transcription; chromatin remodeling. NCBI's taxonomy places the organism in Eukaryota, Fungi, Ascomycota, Saccharomycetes, Saccharomycetales, Saccharomycetaceae. The transcript has a single exon. Gene Ontology annotation, cellular component: chromatin; nucleus. The record is from RefSeq and is a predicted model, not a curated record. Bases 1 to 2100 code for a protein of 699 amino acids.
AUGACAACGGAGGUGAGUUCUCAUCAAAACGGGGUAACGGGGGUCUCCCCAGUGCUGGCGAUGCCGAUGGCGACGGUAGCUGGCAGCGAGGCAGGUGGCGCUGUGGCAGGCGCUGGCGAGGUCGGCGGCAAGAGACUGCACGGCGGUGAGGAUGGCACGCCGGGGCACGCGGCUGGAGGUGAAGGCGAGGGCGCAAAGCUGACGCCCAGCGAGACUAGCAAUGGGCUGGAGACGCCGGCCACCAGCAGCCCCAUCGAGAUGCAACCAAAGCACGAAGAGGCCCAGGAAAACGGGCACGCGCCAGACGACAAGGAAGCGGCGUCCGGGGACGGUGUUCCAGGGCACGUUGCCGGACAUGUGACCAACGCAGGCAUGGUGCCAGCUCCCACUCCGCCGCCUGAGCCGGACAUGUCGAAGCUGCCCGAAAACCCGCUGCCCAAGCACCAGCAGAAGCACGCCUCUAUGACGAUCAAGGCGCUGAAACGGUUGAAGGACGCGAGACCGUUCCUGAAGCCGGUGGACCCGCAGGCGCUGAAUAUACCUUUCUACUUCAACCACAUAACGCGGCCGAUGGACCUGUCGACCAUCGAGCGAAAAUUGAACGUGAAUGCAUAUGAGACGCCGGAACAGAUCACCGCGGAUCUGAGCCUGAUGGUGGAGAACUGUUGCAAGUUCAACGGGCCCACUGCGACGAUCUCGCAGAUGGCGCGGAAUGUGCAGGCGUCGUUCGAAAAACACAUGCUCAACAUGCCCGCGAAGGAUGCGCCACCGGUCAAGCAGACCAGAAGACGCAAAUCGACAGACGAGGACCAGCCGGUUGUCAUACGGAGAGCGCAGACGCACAACGGCAGACCCAAGAGGGAGAUUCACCCGCCCAAGUCGAAGGAUAUCUAUCCGCAUGAAAUGGCAAAGCCAAAGUCGAAAAAGCUGCAGCAGGCGAUGAAGUUCUGUUCAAACGUGCUGAAAGAGCUGAUGAAUAAGAAACACGCGUCAUUCAACUAUCCGUUUUUGGAGCCGGUCGAUCCCGUUGCGUUGAACUGCCCGACUUACUUCGAGUACGUCAAGGAGCCCAUGGAUCUCGGCAGUGUCUCCAAAAAACUGAACAACUGGAAAUAUAAAACUCUGGAGGAGUUCGAGCACGAUGUGAGACUUGUAUUCGAUAACUGUUACAAAUUCAAUCCGGAGGGCACGAUCGUCAACAUGAUGGGUCAUAGACUAGAUGAUAUCUUCGUGUCGAAGUGGGCCGAUAGGCCGAUUAUUGAUGACUAUGAAGACACAGAUGACGAUAUGAACGGUGAUGGGAUGCUGUACGACUCUGACGAGUAUGAGUCUAAUGAGUAUGAGUCAGAUAUCGAUGAGACCUCCAUCACAAACCCUGCAAUUCAGUAUUUGGAAGAGCAACUUGACAGAAUGAAGAUUGAAUUGCAGCAGUUGAAGAAGCAAGAACUAGAGAAAAUUAGAAAGGAAAGAAGACUGGCUCGCGGUUCGAAGAAGAACCGUAGAAAGUCGUUGAAAAGGUCGUCAAAUAGUAUCAAUGGUAGCUCCCACAACGGCAAAAGAAGUAAGAAAAGAUUCAAAACAGUUGUUACUUACGAUAUGAAAAAGAUCAUCACGGAAAAGAUAAACGAUUUGCCAACAUCCAAAUUGGAAAAGGUUAUCAAUAUAAUAAAAAAAUCAAUGCCUAAUUUAGCCGAAGAUGAUGAGGUUGAAUUGGAUUUGGAUACCUUAGAUAACAAUACCGUGUUGACCCUGUACAAUACGUUCUUCAGAGAAUACGAUACUUCGUCUUCCAGCGCGAAUGGUGUUAGUGGUCUGAAUGGGAGUUCCGCAUAUGGCAGGAGUGGUAAGGAAAUGAAUUCACUGUCGCCUACAAAUGGUUUAAGUAAUGGUCAUAAAAAGAGAAGAUCCAAGGCAUUAAGCCAGGAGGAACAAAAGAAACAAAUUGAAAAGAUCAAAAAUAAACUUGCAUUAUUAGAUGGCGCGUCACCGUUAAGCCAAAACGGUUCACCAUUAGGUUCAAGUUUCAAUGCAAACCAAGCAAACAAUGGAUUCUCUUCAUCAUCUGAUGAUGAUGCCAGCAGUGAAAGUGAAGAAGAGUAA